UGGCUCUGGGUUAGGCCUCACAGGCAGCACUUCGUUUGCUGUGUGCGCAAUAAAUUCCAGCUCAUUUGCCAAAAUGAACAGCCAUAUACCCUGUCCAUGGCUAUGACUCUGACUUUAACUUUUAUUUAACUAGUGAACCUCAUGGGAACAGGGCACAGUGGGAAAGUAAAGUUUGCCUGACAGGCCUUUCUGAGGGCAAAAUUAGCGCAAUAGUGCCUCUUUCAUUUUUUUUUAACUCAUGUUAUUGGUGUUGUCAGACAGACAGACUGACAGAGUAGAAAACGUGGACCGUGUGCUCUGCUUCCUUUGAUCCAUUGUUAAUUUAACAGAGUUGACAGUUUGAUAGUCAGUUAGCUUUCUUUAUUAAUACAAGUAACAACAGAAAACGUAUACCGAGGCAGCUUUAAAAUGACGGAACAGUCUUCGUUGUUACUACGUAAACAGUUAGCAGAGCUCAACAAGAACCCAGUUGAAGGCUUUUCUGCAGGUCUUAUAGAUGACGAUGACAUCUAUCAGUGGGAAGUGGUCGUCAUCGGGCCUCAAGACACAUUGUUUGAAGGGGGGUUCUUCAAAGCUACCUUAACCUUCCCCCAUGACUAUCCUCUGAGGCCUCCCAAGAUGAAGUUCAUCACAGAAAUCUGGCAUCCAAAUGUGGCAAAAAAUGGCGACGUCUGCAUCUCCAUCCUGCACGAACCUGGUGAGGACAAGUAUGGCUAUGAGAAGCCAGAGGAGCGCUGGCUGCCAAUCCAUACAGUAGAGACCAUCAUGAUCAGUGUUAUUUCCAUGCUGGCAGACCCCAAUGGAGACUCUCCUGCCAAUGUGGAUGCAGCUAAAGAGUGGCGGGAGGAUCCUGCAGGGGUUUUUAAGAAAAAGGUGGCUCGCUGUGUGCGGAGGAGUCAAGAGAUGGCUUUUGACUAAACUCUCACUCCAGUCAUCAAAAUUGGUGGAACUGCACAGGGAAUUUGACAGCUCGGUACUCCAAAGUGAGCUAAAUGACCACGGGGCACAACAGUAUCAUCAUUCAGUAUUCACUGAAAGAAGAAAAAUACUCUGGGGAAAAAAAAUAUCAAUCCAUAUUUCUCUACUAAUUUGUCUCUUGCAGUUAGAUUGAAUGUUGCUGUGGCAUCUACGCUGCCAAAAGUACUUUUCAAUUUUCCACAAGAUUUGCAACUGAUGGUGGAAAAUCGUCAGACUAAUUCUGGUUUCAUUCACAGGAGGACAGAUGUGACAAAUUAUGCAUAUACUCAACAGAUUUUAGGAGAAAUGAUAAAUGCCACAUUUUCUGAAGUUGGUUAGUUUGCUUUGUAUUUACCUAUUUAUUUUGAGUGAGAUUAUUUUUAGAUGCAUCUUGUCUGUUAUGGAGGUUUUUCUUUCAACCUGCCACACUGAGCCAACCGGUCUACGUUUAUUUAACCAAUGAUGCAACUUUGGAGUUAUUUGCAGUCGUUAAACAGAUGGAAAUAAUAGACACUGGCUUGCACACCCUACAUGUUCUGCAGAGAACGUGUUCCUUCUCUCCCUGAGGGGGCAAACUUAUCACCUAGUGCUGCCUUAACCUUUACUGCCAGCAGAGGAAACUUACCUUCAAUGAGGACUACAUCUGAAGGCUUUUUUUGUUUUGAAUCCAGAAAAACUAUUUUGGACAAACCAAAGACAGUACAUCAGUUAAUCUGUUUUUAAUGAACAUGCUACGUUUUUUUUAACUGUAAAUAAAAACUGCUUGUCCUUACU
Messenger RNA from Scatophagus argus, 1731 nucleotides. RefSeq names its product ubiquitin-conjugating enzyme E2G 1b (UBC7 homolog, yeast) (gene ube2g1b). Gene Ontology annotation, molecular function: ubiquitin conjugating enzyme activity. The transcript has 6 exons. Gene Ontology annotation, biological process: proteasome-mediated ubiquitin-dependent protein catabolic process; protein polyubiquitination. Lineage: Eukaryota; Metazoa; Chordata; Actinopteri; Scatophagidae. The record is from RefSeq and is a predicted model, not a curated record. The coding region runs from base 409 to 918 and encodes 169 amino acids.